AUGAAACCGAGGACGAUUGGGAACGGCGACACCGGCUGGGGUUUUCUGAGGGAGCAGCUGUUCUACAACGAUCGUAGUGACACGCCGCCGGUGCAGAUGGCACUCUACAAACGUUAUUGUCAACCCCUGCGGAUGAAUCGACGUCGGCGAACUUCUGUUCGUUUGCUCAGCACUGACGCCGUCUUGCCACUACUCUCAUUUCAUAUUCACCUUUGCAACAGUUCUGAAGUCGAACCUCAGUUCUUGCCGUCAGCCUCAAAACAAACACUUUUGCUCGUCGAUUUUAUUCAGCAAUGA
Soboliphyme baturini is the source of this 297-nucleotide messenger RNA. Lineage: Eukaryota; Metazoa; Nematoda; Enoplea; Dioctophymatida; Soboliphymatidae. The record is from the annotation of a GenBank genome assembly.